CCAAGUAGAAAAAUCGAGCAGUUUUUUUCAUUUUUCUAAUGACACACAACCGAUUUCAGCUUAACGGGGGGUCCAGAUUGCACGCACACAAGCGCAAAUGAACACGAUGACACGCACACAUUGAGACUCGCUGUCAGUUCGUUCUGAUGGCUUGAAAACAGGCAAAAAGUUGGGUUAUGUGUGGAUUGUAAACAUUCUGUUCGUUCAAUUCACACAAGCUUGUGCCUCAACAUCAUCUCUGCCGCGCCACCGCCUACUUGCAGUAUAUCUGUUACUUUCUUCGCUUGUUGUACUGUGAAUGAGAGAAGGAGACAUAUUAUUCAGGAAAAUGGAUUUCAACAAUAAUGUUGAGGCAAAACUAGGCGACACCAUCCCAGUCAAACCGUCGAGCAAAAAACUUGAAGCAGCAAUUUCAACCGGAUCAGCUCUACUGAAAAAUGAAAAGUGCCCUACUUAUCCAUCCCAGAAUCAUCAAAAUUCCCUACCUCCUGCCGUGCCACCACGAUCCUCCUCAUUGCCCCGACCAAAUCCUCAAUUAAUCUUAAAAACGAACAUAGCCUCACCAAUUCCUUUUCCCAUCGCACCCCCUCGAACCACAUCCUUGUCCACGCAAAGCUUUCCGGUGCAAUCCAUUUCCUUUCGAGCCAUAAGCACUCCCGCUUCCGAUCCGAAUAAUACUUUCAAAUUAAACUCGCCCACCAUACCACCACGAUCCUCUUCCUUAAUGAUGCCAAAUUCUAGUCCAGUUCAGAAUAUCACGUUUCUUCCAAAAGUCCCGGUUAACACCGAAAGUGCAUCGCAUCCUCCUACCUUACCACCACGAUCUUGUUCUGUGUCCCUUCCUGAGCCCAACAGAAAACUCAAUCCAACUGAAAAUUUAACACAGUUGGAUCGUAUUGAAAAACAGUUGAACAUUCUGUCCAAAGUAGCUUGUCACACACAAUUUGUGACGAACUUAGUUUUAGACAAUCUCUGCAACAAAGACUCAAAUUCGGAAAGGAAUCCGCUAAUCAAAAAAAUGGAAACUCUUGACAUGUUAGAAGAAAUGGAGAGAAAAUUGAAACAUGAAAGUUUAUACAUGGCAAAGACGAUUUGCCUUUUGUUAAGUGCAUUAAAAGGGACCGACAAUGUCCAAGAAAGACUAUCGAUAACACUAGAUUUGUUAUUCGAUCGCGAUUUUUUUUCCAAGUUUAGUUGGACAGGUGUUGGGUUUCCGGAAGCCAAGAUUCCAUUAGAAAAAUACGUCUAUAUUAUAAGUUUAUUUAAAUUCGUAGGAGGCACUAGCUUUAUAGAUGACACAGCUACGGUUUCACACGAAACAGUCAAGACUUUUCUAGUUGAUAAGCUAAAUCACGGAAAAGCACGAAGUUUAGUGAAAGGGUUGCGACAUACGGUGAAACGUAAAAAAGAAUUAUAGAAAAGAAUUAUGUAUAUAUGUAUAAGUUAAGUAUAUAUAUAAGUGUUUUAUUGAAUUAAUGAUUUAGGCAUUUAUACAGUUGGAAUAUUAGCUGUGAUUCAAGUUGUGAUAUGAACUAUGUAGGAGUAAACGUUUAUGAAUUUAAUGGGUAAAAAUUAUAUAUGAAAUACCAACAAUCUGUUCUAGUUCUUAAGGCAUUUCCUCCUUGCAUUUUGCCUUAUCCCGGGCAUACUCGGCAACUUUAUUCUACUCAUUUUAAUACAAAACUAAUAAAAAAAUAAACUAAUAAAAAUAUUUACCUAAACUUAAACCUUAACUACCUAUUCUAAACCUAACAGCUUACAUAUUUUAAUUAUGAUCUAACUUUCAAGUGUAUGUAAAAGAGGACUGAAAUAAAAUGUAUUACCCUGAUCUAAACUAA
Molecule: messenger RNA, 1838 nt
Organism: Anopheles coluzzii
Lineage: Eukaryota; Metazoa; Arthropoda; Insecta; Diptera; Culicidae
Exons: 2
Coding region: 299-1417 (372 amino acids)
Source: RefSeq, a predicted model, not a curated record